Messenger RNA from Clavispora lusitaniae ATCC 42720, 1233 nucleotides. RefSeq names its product ERMES complex Ca(2+)-binding regulatory GTPase. Gene Ontology annotation, molecular function: GDP binding; GTPase activity; calcium ion binding. Gene Ontology annotation, cellular component: mitochondrial outer membrane; plasma membrane. NCBI's taxonomy places the organism in Eukaryota, Fungi, Ascomycota, Pichiomycetes, Serinales, Metschnikowiaceae. The record is from RefSeq and is a predicted model, not a curated record. Gene Ontology annotation, biological process: Ras protein signal transduction; mitochondrion organization.
AUGAACAUUGUAAGCAAAGUCAAUGAAGUAAUUCUACCCGAGGCCAAUGAUCCGCAGUACAUUUCGGAGAACAGUUUCAUAAUCCUCAAUAAGAUGUACGCUGAACAAGGACGACAUGAGUCCAUAUGGGGAAUCUUGCGGGCAUUCCACUAUACAAAUUCCCUUUCUUUGAAUGACAAGUUCUUGUAUCCUCAUCUCGACGUUCACCCAAACUCGAGUGUCGAACUAAGCCCUACGGGAUACCGAUUUUUGGUUGACUUGUUUUUGAAAUUCGAUAAAGACAAUGACGGCGGCCUUAAUGACGAGGAACUUGCUAAUUUGUUCCUUCCCACACCUGGAAUCCCAAAACUUUGGCAAGAAUCACAGUUUCCGUCGUCCAUUGUGCGCAACGAAGAAGGAUACGUCUCACUUCAAGGCUGGCUUGCCCAAUGGAAUUUGACGACAUUUUUGGACCAUCGCACAACUCUUGAGUACUUAGCAUUUCUCGGGUUUGAUGAGGAAAGUUCUGUCAAAGCUCUCCGUGUGACAAAACCAAGGAAGAUUCGCCAAAAACAGGGUAAACAAUACCGUGGGGCUGUGAAUGACCGCAAUGUGUUCAACUGCUUUGUAUUGGGCGCCCCGAAAUCCGGAAAGACAUCUCUUCUCGAGCUGUUUAUUUCUGGUUCUUACAGCGAGGUGUACCUGCCAACGAUUAAGCCUCGUAUUUGCGUGAAAGAUAUCGAACUCCGUGGCGGUAAACAGUGCUACUUGAUCUUGGAGGAAUUGGGGGAACUUGAACCUGCCAUACUCGAAAACAAGCAAAGGCUUGACCUGUGUGAUGUCAUUUGCUACACCUACGAUUCUUCGGAUCCUAGUCUGUUCCAGUACUUGGUGGAACUUCGACAAAAAUACAGCAAGAUGUUGGAUGACGUGCCAUCGAUUUUUGUGGCGUUAAAAGCUGACCUCGACAAGCAAGAACAGCGGGCCGAUGUGCAGCCGGAAAACUACACACGAGACCUUUUUUUGAGCUCGCCUCUUCACAUUUCCAAUGCAUGGACUACGUCAUUACACGAGUUGUUCAUACAACUUGUAGACGCUGCUAAGACACCUAGCGCCGCAACUCCAGGGCUAGAGACACAAACAGACUCUGCCGAUUUAGAAAAUCUCAAACAUUUUUUAGUGACAGGUGGCGCCGUCGGAGUGAUGGCUAUUUUCUCAGUCUUUAUAUGGCGAGGACUUCGGCUGGCAAAAUGA